GCGCUGUUCUCUGCUCCAUUCUCUCCACCCCUGUCCCCUGACAUAUGGGACAACACCUACCCCUUCACAGGCUCCAAUUGGCCGGUUAUGGAGGAUGUGUCCUAUAAGAAGCCAGGCACACGUUUGGUCUUGCUAGAAACAUCACACCCAGCAAGUGAGUUUCCUGUUCCAGAGAUGUCUGUGGUGAGGACGUUGACCAGAGGGGUGACUCGGGUGCUGCAGAGCCCUGUGUGCGGGUGUCAGGCGGUCACGUCUGUCCGUUUUAUUGGCUUCUCGCCUCGCCAGGUGACGUCGGAUGCCAACUUCCACUCUGUGUCCUUCUCCGAGGCGGACCACCCUCGUGUGCUCAUCACUGGAGGACUGGGUCAGUUGGGAGUUGGACUCGCCAAACUGCUGAGGAAACAAUUUGGGAAGAAUAACGUUAUUCUAUCUGACAUCCGGAAGCCUCCAGACCACGUCUUCUAUAGCGGUCCUUUCAUUUAUUCCGAUAUCUUGGACUACAAGAAUCUCCGUGAAAUAGUGGUGAACAAUCGGAUCACCUGGCUGAUACACUACAGUGCUCUGUUGAGUGCGGUUGGCGAGGCGAACGUCCCCUUGGCCAGAGCGGUCAAUAUUACCGGUCUACACAAUAUACUGGACAUCGCUGCAGAACAUGGCCUACGUCUGUUUAUACCCAGCACAAUAGGGGCUUUCGGACCGACCUCUCCGAGAAACCCAACCCCUGAUCUGUGUAUACAGAGGCCGAGGACGAUCUACGGGGUUUCUAAAGUCCAUGCAGAGUUAAUGGGAGAGUAUUAUCACUACCGCUACGGCUUGGACUUCCGAUGCCUGCGGUAUCCCGGCAUUAUCUCGGCAGACUCCCAGCCUGGAGGAGGGACGACAGAUUACGCAGUUCAGAUAUUCCAUGAUGCCAUCAAGACUGGUAGAUUUGUCUGUAACUUGAAGCCGGGCACACGUCUCCCGAUGAUGUACAUUGAUGACUGUCUGCGAGCGACGGUAGAGAUGCUGGAGGCUCCGGCUGAAUCUCUCACCAUGAGGACCUACAACAUCAACGCCAUGAGCUUCAGCCCGGAGGAGCUGGCCCAGGAGGUGCAUAAACACCUGCCUGAGCUGGAGGUGGUUUAUGACGUGGAUGCCGUCCGACAGGCUAUUGCUGACAGUUGGCCGAUGAACUUUGAUGAUGGGAAUGCCCGUGAUGACUGGGGCUGGAAACAUGAAUAUGACCUGCCGGAGCUGGUAUCGACUAUGCUUAACCAUCUGAACCCCGUGUGUCGGGCUGUCCAGGCCAGCUGAUUCCAACUGUAGGGACAAUAAUCUGAUCUCCUUGUGCGUACAGGAGGUUAGACGCAAGUGUACAAGAACAUUGUCUAUCAUGCUGUGCUGUUACAACUCUGAAGAACAAAAAUAUUUAAUUUAUAGAAGUCAUUCAGUUCAUUGAAUGCAAGGAAACAGAUGUUGCUCAAUCUACACUUAGCCAUUACUUGAAGCGUUUCUUGGGGCUGGUGCACCGGGACAAAACCUGCCACUCUGCAACUGUUCUAUUGCAAUUUCCGUAAUCCUUCUGGUAGACUAGUAGUCCAACACCUAUAGGUUGAGUUACAGAAACAAGGUGCUAAAUUACUUUAUAUUUUUCCAUGUCCAUCUUUUUCUUCUCUUCUUGCUUGUUUCUUCAUGUGAUGCUAGCCUAGAAUAGGAAGAUUUCUGUUUCGGAUAAUACAUUUUUGUUUGGUGUUGCAUGAGGCAUUUGUAGAUCUUUGCCAAUAUGAAGGGUGGAACCAGACAGCCCGGAUUGUCAAAAACGCAGCUUCUGCUGUAAACCAUGGCGAGGGGAGGUUGUGCAGCGUGCAAAAUUUCAUCCAGGCUAAUUAAAUGUGUCCAAAUAACAAACUAGGGCACAGGUUCUCAAACUCGGUCCUCAGGACCCCACACGGUGCAUGUUUUGCAGGUCUCCUCACAGAAUCACAAGUGAAAUAAUUAGCUCCACCUGUGGACCUUUCAAAAUGUGUCAGUGAGUAAUUAAUACACCUGUGCACCUGCUGGGUUACCUGCAAAACAUGCACUGUGUGGGGUCCUGAGGACCGAGUUUGAGAACUACUGAACUAGGGGGC
Molecule: messenger RNA, 2108 nt
Organism: Pseudophryne corroboree (corroboree frog)
Lineage: Eukaryota; Metazoa; Chordata; Amphibia; Anura; Myobatrachidae
Product: L-threonine 3-dehydrogenase, mitochondrial-like
Exons: 9
Coding region: 88-1293 (401 amino acids)
Biological process (GO): L-threonine catabolic process
Molecular function (GO): L-threonine 3-dehydrogenase activity
Source: RefSeq, a predicted model, not a curated record